AUGGCCUCCAAAGACCCUCCGCUCGACGAAAUCCAAUGGCGCUCCCCGCAGAUCGUCGGGGAGAUGGGCGGCAUCCACUCCAACACCGUCCUCCAUUACUUUGCGCGCUCGCCCUUCUUUGAAGAGACUUCGAACAACGCCAUCGUCACAAACCAAGCCUUCCACAACGCCGGAAUGUACCAUCUCAUCCAAACCCGCGAAGCCUUCGAGGGCCGACUACGCACCAUGGCGGGGCUCGAAUUCAUCGUUGCCCAGGAACCCGCCGAGAUGGGCCCCGGAAUGGGAACCGGCGUCUGGGUCAUUCGCAAGCAGACGAGAAAGAAGCGACCGGGAGUCGAGGACGAGAUAACGGUCCAUUCUACGUACUUUGUUGUGGGGGAAAACAUUUAUCAAGCUCCCACCCUAGCGGAUAUUCUCGUCUCUAGAAUUAAUACGAUUACGGAUGCCAUGAGCAAGAUUUUGCCGGCUGCAGAUAGCGUACGCACUUGGACGCCCUCUCUUGGACACGUGUACCGUCAACCGUCCGCCACGAAUAAGCUAGAAGAUAUUUCCACUGAAAAGUCACCUGCGGCCAAGGAGGAGGGAUCCAAGACCAAGGAUACAUCCCUCGAAACUGAGCUGCAGAGGCUCGCGGAAGAAUCCUUCUUUCGGCAUCUCAAGUACGGUGGGGACUACAUCGACGAGAGGCCAAUCACGGGCCAGCCUGGCAACUUCCAUGUUGCCUCGACUGGUCGUAUCGAGAAACCCGUCAAGCCACCAACUCUUCCCAACAAGGUGGAGGGCAUUGGCGGCUUGGGCUUGCCCUCCCCAACUGUCGGCAAACUUGCCAAGGAAGGCAAAAAGGACGGAAAGCCCGAGAAGAGCCCCAGGCCACCAAACAUGCCCAAACUCAAGCGACGAAAAGCAAGCCGGGCCCUGUAUCCCCGACCACUUGAGGGGACCUUGUACGCCUUUUAUUUGCCCUGCCUAUUACGUAUCUCUGUGUAG
Molecule: messenger RNA, 987 nt
Organism: Parascedosporium putredinis
Lineage: Eukaryota; Fungi; Ascomycota; Sordariomycetes; Microascales; Microascaceae
Source: the annotation of a GenBank genome assembly